Messenger RNA from Salvia miltiorrhiza (redroot sage), 920 nucleotides. Its product is annotated as glycine cleavage system H protein 3, mitochondrial-like. The transcript is spliced from 4 exons. NCBI's taxonomy places the organism in Eukaryota, Viridiplantae, Streptophyta, Magnoliopsida, Lamiales, Lamiaceae. The record is from RefSeq and is a predicted model, not a curated record. Bases 305 to 796 code for a protein of 163 amino acids. Gene Ontology annotation, biological process: protein lipoylation; glycine decarboxylation via glycine cleavage system. Gene Ontology annotation, cellular component: mitochondrion; cytoplasm; glycine cleavage complex.
GAAUUUUGUUUUAAAAAAGUAUUCGACCAUACCUUAAUCUAUGCACAUCUCUCUUAAAGAAAACACAAAUUCAUUUUUGAUGAAAUAACAUUUUGAAAUUGUAAUAUCAAAUAGUAACAAUAAACAAUAUGAUUUUUAUCGAAACCAACUGGUGUGCGUGAGUCUGAGUUCCAAGGAUGAGGCUUUUAUUUUCCACCAUUCAUCAAAGAUAAUAAACUAUUAUAUUGUAACCCCUCUUCUCUUCCUGCUUUUUUGCACUCAAAACACACACUGAGAGAGGCUGAAGAAGAUACACUGAAACAAAAUGGCACUAAGAAUGUGGGCUUCUUCUACAGCAAAUGCUCUGAGACUCUCAACUUGUGCUUCUAAAUCUCCUGCCUUUUCUCUCUCUAGAGCCUUUUCAACUGUUCUGGAGGAUUUGAAGUAUGCUUCUUCGCAUGAAUGGGUGAAGCAUGAUGGCCCUGUGGCCACCAUCGGAAUCACAGACCAUGCUCAGGACCAUUUAGGAGAAGUGGUGUUUGUGGAGCUGCCGGAAGCGGGGAAGGAAGUGAAACAAGGCAGCGGUUUCGGAGCGGUGGAGAGUGUUAAGGCUACGAGUGAUGUGAACUCUCCGAUCUCCGGCGAGGUGGUUGAGGUCAACACCAAGCUAACGGAGUCUCCGGGACUGAUUAAUACAAGCCCAUAUGAAGAGGGGUGGAUGAUCAAGGUGAAGCCAACCAAUCCUUCCGACCUUGCAAACUUGAUGGGAUCCAAAGAGUACACCAAAUUCUGUGAAGAAGAAGAUGCUGCUCACUAAUCAUAUCUCCACAUCAUUUUUGUUUUUUUUACUUCUUUUUCAAUCUUCUCUUUUCUCUUUACGGUGUCAAAAAACUGAAUUUCAUUUCAGUAUAUUAAUCAAGUUCCGGUUAAUUGAUUAUUAA